CAGAAAAGAAACGGACACCCACGAAGUGAAGAAAGAAAGCCCAAUGUUCACUGCUCUUUGCUUCUUUCCUCAUUUCAGAAAAGAAAGUAAAAUAAAAAAAAUUGAAUAAUUCCUUAUUCACUCUGCACUCUCCUGACUCUUCUAUCAUUCAUUCCUUUUUUUUGGAUAAAAACAUAAUAUAUAGAAAAAAAAUUGUAUAAUCUAAAUUCAUUUAAUGAUUUUUUUUAUGGAAAUAAAAUAUGUAGAAAAGCCAAGCACGGACAAGAUCUGAAUUCCAAGGAGAGCUCAAAACAGACAAGCAAACCAGAGUUCCCAACACUCUCAUCAGAGAAUAAACAUAAGAAAACAAGGUGAUUCUCAUCCUCAUCAACCUCCAUGCUCCCGCACUCUCAUUCAACUAAUCUCAGCCGUUGAUCUCCCCCUCUCCUGAUCCAUGACCCUUAUGUCCUUCAUAUCUAGGGUUUCCAUUUCCAACACGAUCAUCGUCUCCCGCCGCCACGAUGUCUUCCAAGAUCAGCGGCCAGGUUUCGCCUCAGCCCUGUCCCCACAUCCUCGACUUCCGCUCCCGUAACGGCUCCAAGCCGUUUCGCGCCCUCCAAGACUGCAUCCGAGUGAAGGCGCCCGGUGGCCGCGCCGCCAUUCGGAGGGAACCCUCCGAGGUCCCCCGGUGCGGCACGUGCGAGGAAUCCUCCCGUCCCAGGCUCUAUGCGUGCGUCGCCUGUGCCGCUGUUUUCUGCCACGCGCCUCCACUUCACUCCCACGCGUCGUCUCACGCUCUUUCCAUCCCCGGCCACGAGAUCGCAGUUGACGUGGACCGCGCUGAGCUCUUCUGCUGCGCGUGUCGUGACCAGGUGUACGAUCGCGACUUCGACGCCGCCGUAGUCCUCGCUCAAACCAUCACCGCCACCGCCACCACCUCCACCUCCGGAUCCACCGGAAUGCAAUGCAACAUCGCUGGAUCUCAACCGGAAAACCUACGAAAGCGCCGUCGAGUAGAUUACCGCCCGUGGGCCCCAGAUUCAAGAGAACACGCCAUCAUCGGAAACCAUUCGAUGCCUCUCAACGACACGACCAAUGCCUCAUCGAUUUCGUCAACAGAAUUACCUUGGGGAUUACGCGGAUUGAAUAAUUUGGGGAAUACUUGCUUUAUGAAUUCAGUUUUACAAGCAUUGCUCCAUACGCCGCCUUUGCGAAACUACUUCUUAAGCGAUCGGCAUAACAGAUAUUAUUGUCAGCAAAAGAAUGGUGCUCUUAAUGGUACUAAAAAUUCAAGAUUGUGUUUGGCUUGUGAUAUGGACGCGAUGUUUUCGGCUGUGUUUUCGGGGGAUCGGACUCCUUAUAGUCCAGCUAAGUUCUUGUACAGUUGGUGGCAACAUGCGGCAAAUUUGGCUAGUUAUGAGCAGCAGGAUGCCCAUGAAUUUUUCAUUUCCAUGCUUGAUGGAAUUCAUGAAAAGGUGGAGAAGGAUAAAAGGAAGUCCCAGAGUCCAGGCAGUGGAGAUUGUUGCAUUGCACACAGAGUAUUUUCUGGUAUUCUGCGAUCUGAUGUCAUGUGUAUGGCUUGUGGUUUCACAUCCACAACAUAUGAUCCAUGUGUAGACAUCUCCCUGGACUUGGAACCAAACCAAGGAGGUUCUGGGAAGUCUUCAUCCACAAAAUCCCACAAUUCUUGCAAUGUUGAGGCAGAUUUCGUUGGCUCCAGCCAAAACUGUGGAAUAUCUACCUUAAAGGGUUGCUUAGAACGAUUUACAAGAGCUGAGAAGUUGGGCUCUGACCAGAAAUUUUUCUGCCAAAAGUGUCAGGUGAGACAAGAAUCUCUUAAGCAGAUGUCCAUAAGAAAGCUUCCAUUGGUAUCGUGCUUUCAUAUUAAAAGAUUUGAACAUUCUUCAAUACGAAAGAUGCCGAGGAAGGUUGACCGGUAUCUGCAAUUCCCAUUUUCAUUGGACAUGGCUCCAUAUCUUUCUUCUUCCAUCUUGAGGAGUCGAUUUGGAAACAGGAUCUUCCCUUUUGAUGCAGAUGAACAAGAUGCAUCAAAUGACUUAUCAUCAGAAUUUGAGUUGUUUGCUGUCGUCACACACUCGGGUAGAUUAGAUGCUGGCCAUUAUGUGACUUAUUUGCGAUUAAGUAAUCAAUGGUACAAGUGUGAUGAUGCUUGGAUUACUAGAGUUAAUGAGAACAUUGUGAGGGCGGCACAGGGGUACAUGAUGUUUUAUGUACAGAAGAUGCUAUACUAUAAAGCAAGUGAAAAGCAAGCUGCCUCAGGAUAUGAUGUUCAGAGAUGAGAAUUUGGUUUUUAAUUCAAAUCAUAUAGGGCCGAAGAUAGGCUGCAUCAUUUGAAGGUGGUUAAUAUGGAAUCACUCAUCAGAUGCCAUGCCUAGUUUUGUAUUCCAUGAAAACAAGUUUAGUCAAGCUGCUCUGCUCAUUGGUAAAAGACUGGGCUGCUCUUCAGUCAGAUUGGAGUUUUAAGUGAGCCUAAAUUUUUGAGGCACUCCAAUAUUCAGGAAAAUCAAUUUUAUAAGGUAUGGGUUCCAUAAAAUGAUUUAUGAAUUUCUUUUUCCUUUUCAUUCAAGUGUCGUCCUUUUGAUUUAUUAUUUUUUUUCCUUUUUAAACCUAUCUGAAAUCGUCUACUAAUUGUUUCACACUUGAGACAUCCUUGCCAACGGACUGAUUGACAGUUAUCCUUUUUCAUAAGGCUAGGGUUCAUUUUCUGAGUUGGAAGGCACUCGUCCGUCUUUAACAUGAGCCUGACUGUUGGUUUAAUUUUUGUCUGUGUCAUGACAAAGCAGGAAAGAAAAUAGUAAAGUUAAAUCUAAAACCCUUCUCAUUGCAGGAUCAUCUAUGGCAUAUGGAGAGUUGAUAAGUGAUAAACCAGGCACUUCAAACAUAUUGACAAUUUAAAUACCUAAAAGUACACUGGGUUUUACGAGUGCAGUAAAGGUUGAACUGGUAAUUCCUUGUAUUCAAGCUCUAGGGUCACUUUGUCUUUGACCAUUUUCUUUUUUUAAAUGAUCAAUGAAAGCUAAGCCUAAGGUUGUGAUUUA
This is a messenger RNA of Theobroma umbraticum, 3038 nucleotides long. Its product is annotated as ubiquitin C-terminal hydrolase 22-like. Gene Ontology annotation, biological process: protein deubiquitination. Gene Ontology annotation, molecular function: cysteine-type deubiquitinase activity; zinc ion binding. NCBI's taxonomy places the organism in Eukaryota, Viridiplantae, Streptophyta, Magnoliopsida, Malvales, Malvaceae. The record is from RefSeq and is a predicted model, not a curated record.